Messenger RNA from Arabis nemorensis, 1500 nucleotides. NCBI's taxonomy places the organism in Eukaryota, Viridiplantae, Streptophyta, Magnoliopsida, Brassicales, Brassicaceae. The record is from the annotation of a GenBank genome assembly.
AUGGCAGAGAAGGAAAAACAACAACCGUCGACGUUGAAAUCAACCACCGGAGUUUCACGACCAACGAUUUCACUUCCACCACGACCAUUUGGUGAAAUGUUUUUCACCGGUGGUGUUGGAUUUAGUCCUGGUCCUAUGACUCUUGUCUCAAAUCUCUUCUCUGAUCCUGAUGAAUUCAAAUCAUUCUCUCAACUUCUCGCCGGAGCUAUGGUUUCUCCGGUAGCUGCUGCCGUCGUCGCUACUGCUCAUCAGACAACGGUAAGCUCCGUCGGUGACGACGGUGGUGAUGACGGUGACUCAAGGUUUAAGCAAAACAGACCAACGGGAUUGAUGAUUGCGCAACCACCGGCGAUGUUUACUGUACCGCCGGGAUUAAGUCCGGCGACGCUUCUUGAUUCUCCGAGCUUCUUUGGUCUUUUUUCACCUAUUCAGGGAACAUUUGGUAUGACACACCAACAAGCUUUAGCACAAGUCACUUCACAAGCAGUUCAAGGCAAUAAUGUCCCAAUGCAACUACAAUUUGAGUUCCCUUCCUCUACGCAACAACAAGAGUCUUCGUUGAGUGAGCCUCCAGCGUUUUCUUCUGGACCUCGAUCUCAGAAUCCAUCCUCGGUUCAAGAUUUAUCGCAGGGGCAGAGAGAAACCACAGAAAUAUCGGUUUUUGAGCAUCGGCCACAGCCUCAAAAUGCUGAUAAACCAGCUGAUGAUGGAUACAACUGGCGGAAAUACGGGCAGAAGCAAGUGAAAGGGAGUGAUUAUCCUCGGAGUUAUUACAAAUGUACUCAUCCCGCGUGUCCUGUCAAGAAGAAAGUUGAGAGGUCUCUCGAUGGACAAGUAACGGAAAUCAUCUACAAAGGUCAGCACAGUCAUGAUCGUCCUCAAAACAAUAAGCGCGGAAACAAGAACGGGAGUUCGAGAAAUUCUGAUAUUUCAUCUCAGUUUCAAACCAGUAAUAGCAGCCUCAACAAGACUAAGAGAGACCAAGAAACAAGCCAGGUUACAACAACAGAGCAGAUGUCUGAAGCAAGUGAUAGCGAAGAGGUCGGUAAUGCAGAAACUCGUGUUGGAGAAAAACACGAGGAUGAGCCUAAUCCCAAGAGAAGAAAUACAGAAGUUCGGGUUUUAGAACCAGUUGCUUCAUCGCAUAGAACCGUGACAGAGCCUAGAAUUAUCGUCCAAACGACAAGUGAAGUUGAUCUCUUAGAUGAUGGGUAUAGGUGGCGGAAGUAUGGACAGAAAGUAGUCAAAGGAAAUCCUUAUCCGAGGAGCUACUAUAAAUGUACAACACCGGGAUGCGGAGUGAGGAAACAUGUAGAGAGAGCUGCAAAUGACCCAAAAGCUGUUGUAACAACAUAUGAAGGGAAACAUAAUCACGACGUUCCAGCUGCUAGAACCAGUAGCCAUCAGUUAAGACCAAACAACAAUCUACACAACACCUCAACAGCUAACUUAAAUCAACAACAGCCCGUUGCGCGUUUAAGGCUUAAAGAAGAGACUUGA